GUCGGCCAUUCAAGUUGCGAAGCCUGCUGGUGCCACACUAGCACUAAUCUUUCACCGAAUCCUCCGUACCUGAAGCACUCUACACAUCCGACGAUGCGACUCCGGCUCAGUGUCCUGCUCCUACUGCUCCACCUGGGCUGCCUGGCUCUGGCGCUCACCAGCACCAGGCUCUCCUGCGGCGACGGCUUGGACAGCUCCACCGGCAUAUGCAGCGACCGACGCUGGGACCUCCAGCACCGGAGCCCCGACGAGUACGAUGAGCGUCUGGUCUACAGACAGGUCCCUCAGAUCUCCGAUCGCCGUGGUGGCGAGAAGCGCGAGGAGACGAGGGUCAGGUUGGACUCCAUUUCCCGAGAAGGCAUCCGCGAUGCCCGUGAGGAGCGAGUUGACACCCGUGAAGCUCGUCGGGAGCGAGAGGAACCCCGAGAAGAGCGAGUUGAACUACGAGAAGCUCGUCAGGAGCGGGAAGAACGCCGUGAAGAGCGAGUUGAAUCCAGAGGAGCUCGUCAGGAGCGCGAAGAACGGAGAGAAGAGCGAGUUGAACCACGCGAAGCUCGUCAGGAGCGAGGAGAACGCCAUGAACGCCGCGAAGAGCGAGCUGAACGCCGUGAAGAGCGAGUAGAUCGACGGGAAGAGCGAGUUGAACGGCGUGAUGCUCGUCAGGAACGCUUGGAGCGUCGUGAUGCUCGGGAAGAUCGGGAAACUGAUCGUAUGGAGCGCCUUGAAAGUCGUGAAGCCCGUCGGCAACAAGUUGAGCCCCGUGAGGCACGAGACCAGCGAGUAGAACGCAGCAUCGAGCGACGUGUAGAACGGGAGGAGCGAGUACAGCCCCGAGAGUCUCGUGAAGAGCGGUCAGAGCGACGUGUUGAAGAAGAGAAUCGCCGAAAUGUUCGAGUGGAACAGGACAGGGCCAUGCGACGUCAGGAAAUCCGCCGAGAAGACGAGCGACGUGAAUCCCGACGAUUGGAAAGGGAUGCUCGCCGAGUUGAGGACCGCCAGGACCGUCGUGAAGAACGCGAUGUGGCGAGGGACUCUGCCCAACAAGAGCGAGAGGACCGCCAAGCCUCGCGACGAAUGGAGCGCGAACCAGAUCUGGAAAACCGUCGCCGUGAAGAGCGUGUGGACCUAUCCAGAAGGGAACCAGUCGAUGAGCGUCGCAUGGACCAUCGCAGGGAGGAGCGCCGCAGCGAGCGAGUUGAGACAAGGCGUCAGGACGACCGCCGUGUGGAGUCUGUCGAGAGUGAUAUGUCAAGGCGUCAGGACCAACGAGAAUCAGAGCGAGUUGUUCGUGGUGUAGAACGCGAUGAUUCCCGAAGGGUGGAGACUGAACGACAGCAGUCUCGAAGCGAUUCCGACAGAGUUGAGAGGGCAGAACGGCGAGAGGAGCGACAGGCUCAGGAUCGGCGAGAUGAUCUCAUCAGAGAGACUCGGGAAGUUCAGCGAAGAGAAGAACAAGAAGCUCAGAGGCGAGAGGAACGAGAAGGUUCCCGUCGGGAGGAGCGAGAAGUUGAACGGGAGGUCCUGCGUCGUCAGGAGCGUCGAGAGGAGCGACGAGAGGAGCGAGAUGCUGAGCGACGAGAAGAACGAGAAGAUGAGCGACGGGAAGAGCGAGAGGCUGAGCGACAAGAGGAACGAGUUGCCGACUCCUUCCGUGUCCUUCCCAGCAAGGACUCGUUGAGCUAUGGCAAGCGAGAGCUGCUGGUGACUGGCCAGAUCCUGCUCCUGGCGGCGCUCUACAAGAAAUCCACCGCCAACGGCAAGGGCCUGGGUGCCCAGAUCCAGGGCUACCUGCAGGCUAUUGGCUGCUAAGCGGAAGCAGGACGAGUCCCUAAAAAGGAGUGAGGAGCAGGAGCGAACCCCCAAACGAGAAACCAGAAACUAGAUGGAAUCGAAGACAACGAACGAAAUCGAAACGGAAAAUGCAAACGGACCCGAUAGCGAGCACAGGAUAGGGGACAGGAUGUGUGGGAGGCACAAUUUAAUCCAACUGUUACUGUAACUAAACUGUUAGCCAGCACAAGCAUAAAGGAAAUAUAUGAGCGGUGCCCGAGUAGUCGGAGCAUCUGCAUCUGCAUUGCA
Drosophila ananassae is the source of this 2079-nucleotide messenger RNA. Its product is annotated as trichohyalin. Bases 94 to 1809 code for a protein of 571 amino acids. The transcript is spliced from 2 exons. The record is from RefSeq and is a predicted model, not a curated record. Lineage: Eukaryota; Metazoa; Arthropoda; Insecta; Diptera; Drosophilidae.